Messenger RNA from Adineta steineri, 894 nucleotides. Lineage: Eukaryota; Metazoa; Rotifera; Eurotatoria; Adinetida; Adinetidae. The record is from the annotation of a GenBank genome assembly.
AUGAAUCAAGUCAAUAUUUUUAUGUGUUUUCAUCCUGCAGCAAUGUGUGAAAUGUUUAUGCCAUUCAAUCGAACAUUAAUUGUAAUUGCGUCUACUCGUUAUGAAUUAGGACGAUACGGAAAAGAAGAAUGGAUUAAUUGGAAUAAAAAUCUUCAGAUCAUAGCCGCAAAUCCUCGCAAUGUUGUAGCUGGUAAUAAUUUGUAUGAUGCUGAAUAUAUACGAUAUUUUACUGGAAUUAAAGCGAUCGUCUUACCAUCCUUAUGUGCUUAUACGAAUGUGUCAUAUGCACCAAAAAUUAAAAAACCAUUUCUUAUCACCCCUAUACAUGGAAAAGAAUUUCCGAUUGAAUUUACAUUAAAUCUAACAAACGCUUUACAACGUCUCAAAGUCUCUAUAAAUGUGAGUCAUUUACGAGAAGUAUACAAAGAUCGUUAUGAUUAUUCACAACUUAUUCAACAUCCUGGAAUAAUUUAUGUUCCAUAUCAAGUAUCUUUGAUGAGUUUAUUUGAACAAUAUAGAAUGAAUAUUCCAUUAUUUUUUCCAUCACUUGAUCUUCUUACUGAAUGGCAUUAUAAAUAUCAUGUUGUUAGAGAACGAACUUGGGGUGGAAUAUUUGAAAGCUUAAAGAAUUCUUCUAUUCUACCAGGUGUUUUAAAUUCGAAUAUUCCUGAUCCAAAUAAUGAAUUUGAUCGCGAUGCAAUUCGUUAUUGGCUUAAAUUUUCUGAUUUCUAUCAAUGGCCAUAUAUAACUUAUUUCAAUUCUAUUGAUGAUCUUGUUAUAAAACUAAAUAAUACUAAUCUUAUGGAGAUCAGUGAAAAUAUGAAAGCACAUAAUACUAUAGUAAAAAGAAAGUUACAUGAACAAUGGCGUCAAAUACUUGAAAAAAUUAAUUAA